Molecule: messenger RNA, 321 nt
Organism: Psylliodes chrysocephalus
Lineage: Eukaryota; Metazoa; Arthropoda; Insecta; Coleoptera; Chrysomelidae
Source: the annotation of a GenBank genome assembly
AUGAAAGAGAUUAAACUUUUAAAAGAAAAGAAAUAUAGCAUUUUUAUGAAAACAGAUUACAAUGACAAUAAUGAUUACAAAGAAAUAAUAAUAAAUAAAAAAAAAGGAAGACAUGACCAAACAAAUUUUUCAAAUUUUUUAAAACCGCUAUGGCCAAAUGGUAAGCCAGUCGCGGAAGCGAAAAUAAACGAUAUUAAAUCCUAUUUACAUCUUAUCCCUGCAUCAGAUCACCAUUUUUAUACUAACCUUACAGGAAAUCCGUCUAUAGAGGAGGAUAUAGAUGGAUUUAAUGGAGAAUUGGAUUUUGAGUUAGACGUCUAG